AUGGCUGCGCCCUUGAGUAGCAUGUAUCGUAUAGGCAGAUGAACAUCUAAUGAUUUUGUCGCCUGGAAAACUCGGCAUCUUUGUCCUCAUAAAGGAAAAUGCAGAAAAGAGAAUUUACAGCAUCACUUCUGGCAGGUGGCUGUGCAGGGAUGUGUGUGGACCUGGCACUAUUCCCCCUGGACACCAUUAAAACACGGCUCCAGACUCCCCAGGGGUUUCACAAGGCAGGUGGUUUCCGGGGAAUCUAUGCCGGCGUUCCCUCUGCUGCUGUUGGAUCUUUUCCUAAUGCGGCUGCAUUUUUUGUCACCUAUGAAUAUAUGAAGGCCCUGCUUGGCAGUUCUUCAUCUCCAUACAUGGCACCAGUUAAACACAUGGCGGCAGCAUCCCUUGGAGAAAUGAUAGCAUGUCUUUUCCGGGUUCCUACAGAGGUUAUAAAGCAGAGAACACAAGCCUGCCCUUCGUCCAGCACAUACCAAGUUCUUCUUAUCACUCUGAGGGAGGAGGGUUUCCUGGGAUUAUACCGAGGUUAUAAAAGUACAGUAUUCCGAGAGAUUCCCUUCUCUCUUGUGCAGUUUCCCUUGUGGGAGUUUUUAAAGGGCCUUUGGUCAUGGAAGCAAGGUCAUGUGCUGUAUUCUUGGCAGUCAGCAGUGUGUGGAGCUUUUGCAGGUGGAGUUGCAGCUGCAGUCACGACACCCCUGGACGUAGCAAAGACCAGAAUUAUGUUGGCAAAGGCAGGUACCACCACGGCUAGAGGAAACAUUCCCUUUGUGUUGCAAGAGGUCUGGAACACAAAAGGAGUCUCUGGAUUGUUUGCUGGCAUUGUCCCCAGAGUGGCCUGGAUCAGCCUCGGUGGUUUCAUUUUCUUAGGGGUCUAUGAGAAAGCUCGCAGCUUGCUGUUGUAGCAGAGAUGAACGCCUGGCUAUUGCAGCGAGUGCCAGUGGAGGAGAAUGAAAGAGAAACAGCAGCAGAUAACCCCCUAGAGCCUCCUUGCCGGUACCUGACAUUCACACUGUGCAUUUUAUCUGUGGACCAUCACGUAAGCGCCUAGAGGAGAAUCGUCUGGCUUUCCACUUGCCAUUUCUUCUGGCUGGAGUCUUUGGACACAUGGAGCAAAGUUAUCAAAGAGGUUGAUGUCGUGUCCAUAACCAUUUCUCAGUAAUUGGUAGUUGUUACUAAAUUGUUUCUCGGAAUAAGAUAAAGGAGAGAAAAGUUGUGCAUUUGGCAUAAAGCAGGUGUGCAGAUAGAUGAUUUGUUGAAUUUGAUUGCACAUUGUCAACUUUCUGUACAAUAGCAAGAAUUUCCUCAACAAAUUGUGUGACAUGAGAAUGGCGUCCCUGUAUCCAGAAUACACACUGCAAACAUAAGUAUUAUAUAUAUAUAUAUAUAUAUAAAAUGUACUUACGAUGUUAAAUUCUGAUAUAUAAGUUGUUUUCAAUCAUACAAGUUUUCCAUUCAGUGAAAUUCCCUUGAAAUAAUGGCAGUUUAUUAGGGUUGCAGUUAAAAAAAAAAAAAAAAAAAAAAAGGUAAAAGUGGCUCCAAUUUCAAUUCACAGCUGUAGCAGUUAUAUGGAUUGGCCCAAUUUGAAUUAAAUGAAAACAUUUGACCUGUGAAAAUGGCAUUAGCAGGCAAUUCCACAUUUCCUGGAAUGACAGACACAGUUAUUAGACCUAUGGAAUACGCAGAUAAUUGCAAACAGAAAAGCAGUAAAAUGAACACAGAUUUCUAUACUAACGUUGUGCUGUUGCACUAAUUAGAAUGGAAUGCUUUCGGAAACCCUUAUUACAUGUAAAUUGAAUCUGACGAAUGGUGGAGUUAAAAUAAUUACUUUAGUUUUAGGAAUCUUAUUAAAAGAAUGUCCUUUUUAAAAAAAAAAAAAAAAAAAAAAAAAAAAAAAAAAAGUGUGUAUUUGAGCAAUGAUGCAAAGACACCAUGUCAUAUUAUAACUGGGUUUUUAAUAAAGACACUUCAGUGUCAUUUGUUAGACACUUGUUCUAUUCCGUGUACAAUCUUUUUACCAAAGUUUAUAUAAAUAAAUAGUUUUGUACAGAAAAGCGAUACUUUCUUUUUAACUCUCCCCUUAUCUCUCGGAAGCAGCACAUAAACAUAGUUGUGGCAGUAAAAAAAAAAAAAAUAAUACAACGUUGAGCUUUUUACCAUUCUAUAUUUGAGGCAAUGUUGUGUGUUCAAUAACAUUUGGUUAGAGAGGGGGAAAUAUUUUUCUGCCAACAGUUUGAAUACAGAUUCUUUCACAUCGUUGUCUAACAUCUUGCUUCCAAUUUGCAAACAAUUUGAUAAACAUAAUCUCUGGUUUGUUUCUUUGAAUCACAGCUUCACGUUUUAUUCUGCAGGUAUUUUCCUUAAUAUUACACAUCCUUUCACUUCCCCACAGCAUCAACAGUACAUUGGCACUCAUAUCAAAAAGUACAAUUCUGUCGAGAAUCAAAAACAGACUAGAAUGAUCUAGUCAAGUAGCUUGGAAAAUAAUGUGUUGCUGUCUCAUGUUACUUAAAACCCAAAUAAGAUUCUCCUUUUUCAAGUGGUCCAUAUUUCUUACUACCGCUACAGUUUAACAAACAUGUAAUAAUAUUAAAACUUUAUUUAUUUUUUAAUAUACACAAACUGAUAAUGUCCACAGGUAACCAACACCAACUGCAGCAGCUUUUGUUUAUGUAAAAUGAUUCUAUAUGGAAGAGCUUGGAUACCAGAUAGUGUUGAGGUUAACACCUCAAUUCAUUCCUAUUUCAAAUAUAACUACAGGAUACAUGAAAAGGAAUCGCAUCCUGAGCACUAAAGACAUUUCUGUCGUACUUUAUUUAUAUAUAAUAUACUAAAUAUGUGGUGACAUGAAUGAAGAUCCCCUAUAGGGCCAAUAGGAAUCAAGAGAUUAACUUUAAAUUGUGGAGCAAAUGACAGGGGAGAUAAGUCUCAAAGUCUUUGGGCUUUGAGAUAAUCACUCUAUGAAAACCAGAAACAACCUUAUAUUAAAAACACUUACACUUGACCAUAUUAAAAAUGGAUUAAUUGAUUAUUAAUCUAAAAUUUAGAUUUUGGCAUUUUAAAUGAAAAUAUGUAGGUUUAUUAUGAAUUAAUGUACAGUACAUAGCUGAGAUUUGUAAAUGAGAUAAGCUAAGAGGCUUUUAGUUUCACCUCUUUAUAAAGCACUGCAUUUAACAAAAGUUGGUAGUGCUUUUUGUUUUGUUUUUAAAUUUAGAGUGACCAAUUAUUAUUAUUAUUAUUAUUAUUAUUAUUAUUUCAUAGUUA
This is a messenger RNA of Polyodon spathula (Mississippi paddlefish), 3261 nucleotides long. RefSeq names its product S-adenosylmethionine mitochondrial carrier protein-like. The coding region runs from base 99 to 902 and encodes 267 amino acids. Gene Ontology annotation, biological process: transmembrane transport. The record is from RefSeq and is a predicted model, not a curated record. Gene Ontology annotation, cellular component: mitochondrial inner membrane. Gene Ontology annotation, molecular function: S-adenosyl-L-methionine transmembrane transporter activity. Lineage: Eukaryota; Metazoa; Chordata; Actinopteri; Acipenseriformes; Polyodontidae. The transcript has 10 exons.